AUGGCGUCCUUCAUCUCCAAGCUUUCCAGGGAAUGUGACCAGCACCAGAAGAUUCUUGAUCGGAGCUCGAUCAAGACCAUACGGUUUGAAAACGACAUGAGCACUCAGUACCAAAUCCUGGGUCCUCUCUUCAAGGCUACAAUACCGUCGACUAUCAUCGGCCUUCUACAGGAGCACUGCCUAACACCCCUGCUUCAAGGGUUUGAAUGGUCGCGAUGGGAUGCGGCGAAGCCCCAGGGCUUCUGGCCCUCGACGACCACAACCUGGGCAACCUGGGUUGUUCGAAUGGAACGACUCUUUGGCGAGCAAUGGAAUGCUCUCGGCAUCUACGACGCCAUCCUCCUUUCUCACACUACGGGGACGACGACUCCCAGUGCUUCCCCUUCUCUAGCCGCCGGCCAACCCCUGGCCGAGAAACAAGUCAUACCUCCCUCCGUCGAGAAGGCACAUGUCCCUCAACAGGUGGUCUCUACGGCCGAGGAAACCUCCCCGAAAAAUCCAAAGCCCUCGGUCUUCGUUCUAGAAGAAAGCGAAGGGAGCGACGAAGUCCCGCCGGCACACCGUCCUCAUCCUCGCCAACCACCUCCUCUAGUGUCUGAGACGGCGGUUCGAGCCGGCCCCUCCACGGCUGAUCGUGGCAAGCGCCCAGUCGAGGAAUCGACCCCGGUGGCCGAACAUCUCGCUCCCUCACAGGACCAGGACGUCCCUGCCUCCUCUGAAGCAGCUGUUCCAGUCGGCCCUUCCACAGCCGACCGUGGAAAACGACCGGUCGAGGAACCCGAGGCAACGGCGGAAUCGCCUGUUCAUCCUCAAGACCAGGGCUUCCACAUUCCUCCACAGGAGGCUACCUCAGCCUUUGCUUCCUGGGAGGUCGAAUUCAAAGCCCUCCUCUCCAGUACUACUGCAGAGUCUGGUCCUUCGGCCGCUACGACCGAAGCUGCCGAUCCCAGCCCCCUAACCCAGCUGCGAGAAGUCAUGUCGCUCUCAUCAUCGCAAGGUACAACUCAUGCAUCGAAAAGAUCCAUUAAGUUGGUUGAUCACAAGUUCAGAGUCACCGAGGACGAGGGCACGGGUGGCCUGCAAGUCAUGAAGGAGGCCAAGGCCGAUGAUUAA
This is a messenger RNA of Malus domestica (apple), 1113 nucleotides long. The record is from RefSeq and is a predicted model, not a curated record. Lineage: Eukaryota; Viridiplantae; Streptophyta; Magnoliopsida; Rosales; Rosaceae.